This is a messenger RNA of Helianthus annuus (common sunflower), 1795 nucleotides long. RefSeq names its product putative receptor-like protein kinase At5g39000. The transcript is spliced from 2 exons. Gene Ontology annotation, cellular component: plasmodesma; plasma membrane. Gene Ontology annotation, molecular function: ATP binding; transmembrane receptor protein tyrosine kinase activity. Lineage: Eukaryota; Viridiplantae; Streptophyta; Magnoliopsida; Asterales; Asteraceae. The record is from RefSeq and is a predicted model, not a curated record. Bases 81 to 1532 code for a protein of 483 amino acids. Gene Ontology annotation, biological process: signal transduction; protein autophosphorylation.
ACUCAGAAACCAACAUUAUAACAUAACCUGCAAAUCUUUUCUAUUGCUAUAACCCUUUCCCUCUUUCUUAAUUUGCAAUCAUGUCUAACUCAAAAAUUUUGAAGAUUCCUCUCCAAGAAAUAUCAUUGGCAACUAACAAUUUUGCUAAAGAAAACAUCAUUGGAAAGGGGGGAUAUGGCCUAGUGUACCAAGGCCAAUCAGAAAAACAUGGCCUCCUCGCCAUAAAGCGGCUGAUGCUUGGUCCUCAAGGGCAUGGAGACCACGAAUACGGGACGGAGAUUGAACUCCUUUCAAAUUACAAGCAUGAAAACGUAGUAUCCCUCAUCGGGUUUUGUGGAGAAGGCCAGGAGAGGAUCCUUGUUUACAAAUAUGAAGCAAAUGGGAGUCUUGACAAAGCUUUGCAAAGAAAAGAUUUAUCCUGGACGACGCGUCUUCAGAUUUGCGUGGACGCUGCCCGCGGGUUGAGGUACCUUCAUAAUUAUGAAAACGGAAUUAAACCGCUAAUUAUUCAUCGUGACAUCAAGAGUUCAAACAUCCUCUUGGAUGAGAACUGGAAUGCAAAGAUUUCAGAUUUUGGAUUGUCUAGACUAGCUCUUACAAACUCAGCCAAUUCAGUUUUAUACACUCCUGCUUGUGGGACACCAGGAUAUGUGGAUCCAGAAUAUCUACAAGAUUGCACUCUCACACAUAAAUCUGAUGUGUAUUCAUUCGGGGUUGUGUUGUUUGAAGUCUUGUUUGGGAAAGUUGUAGGAGCUCCUGACCGUGGUCAAUUUACCGCCAAAAUGGCCAAAAUGUAUUAUAAAGAGAAAAAGUUGCAUCAGAUGAUUGAUUCUGAUCUAAAAAAUCAAAUGAACUCAGCUUCCUUGAGCACAUUCUCAUCCAUUGCCAAUGAAUGCUUACAGGAUCUCAGAAAAGAUCGUCCUACAAUGAGCCGUGUCAUGGAAGCUCUAGAGAAAGCUUUGGGAUAUCAACAAGGAGGGACUGGAGAAAGCUUGGGGUUAUCAUCAAGUCGGUUUUUGCAUGAUGUAUACAUUAGUUUUCGAGCUGAAUUACCCUCUAGGACACCCAACAUUGUUGAUACUCUAUGUCAAGCUCUUGAAAGUGAAGGAAUUUCCACUUACAAGGGCAGCGUCCAAAAUACCCGUAAGCAAGAGGUACUCCUGGAAGCCAUCAAACAAUCAAGGUAUUUUAUCAUUAUUUUCUCCAAGAACUUCGCUGCUAACUCUUGGAACCUAGAUGAAGUUGCAGAGAUUUUUAAGUGUGCGAAAGAAAGACGAAAUAUUGUUAUACCUGUAUUUUCGGACGUGGACCCCUCUGAUGUGAGGGAACAGAAAGGGUAUUUUGGCGAAGCCUUGUUCAAAUUUGAUGGACGCUCGAGGAUGGGAGUAUGGAAAAAUGCUCUCGUUGAAGCAGCUAAUGUACCAGGCUGCUUGGAAGAAAGCAAAUUCAGGACAAGGGAAGCUCUGGCCAAAAGAGCUGCUAAAAGAAUUAAGAGAAACCUACCACCAUCAACUAUUAGGAGGAAGGGAUGAAUCAGGGCUGAAGUAAUAAUCACAGGGCAUCAACUUAUUUCACUUAUAUAGGGGCGGACCUAGGUGAACCCCAGGGUGGGCGGGCGCACCCCUUGAAAAAAAUUUAGUGUAUAUUUUAGGCAAAAAACCUGACCGCACCCUCUGAAAAUAUGCUUGAACCACUCAUCUGCACCCCAUCAAAUAAUUUCUGGGUCCGUCACUGCCUAUGUAAUAUUAAUAUCAGUUGUUUAUAAUAAUACUAGAGGUAUGUGUGCUUAUAAUAA